ACCAUGUCAGUCCUUGCUGUUAAACUCUAUCGAUAGACGAUAAUCAUCUGCAAGUUCCGUGCAAAUUUGAAGCUGCUGAUUGUAUAAAAGAAGGCGGGCAGAUUUCCCAUAGCAUAACAUCUUCGUAACCGAUGAUUUGCGGGAAAAUUUGUCGGCGGAAAUCAUUGAGCUUCACCCAAUGGUGGCGGUGUGCGUGCUCCGCCUCCAAUCCGCCGUCGAUUGCUGCCGGAGCUACAGCACAAAGAGCCUGCACUCGAACGGGUUUUCUAUCUCGAAAUCCGCACAACAUCAUUUCUGACCGUAGAACAUUGUACUUUUCUGAGAGUCGCCAUGGCCUGAAUUAUUUGAGCAGUUCAUUUGGGAUUAAAGGGUGCUUCUUUGCUACACAAAGCGCUGCUGAUCUUCCAAUUAGUGGGGAUAUCGAUGUGCCCUUGGCGCAAACAGGAGAAGGCAUUGCUGAGUGUGAGCUUCUUAAAUGGUUUGUAGAGGAGGGGGAUCAAGUUGAGGAAUUUCAACCUUUGUGUGAGGUUCAAAGCGACAAGGCAACUAUAGAGAUCACUAGUCGCUACCGAGGGAAAGUUUCUAAAACCCUUCAUGUUCCUGGGGACAUUGUAAAGGUUGGUGAAACACUUUUGAAGUUGGCGGUUGAAGAUGCUUCCUCCAAUGAAGUUUUUGAGGCUUCACAGAUUACUAAGACACCAGAUUUAAGUAAAAGUGAUUUAGAAGUUGUUGAUUCAUGUCUCAAACAAGCAAAUAUGAGAGGAAUAUUAUCCACGCCUGCAGUUCGUGGUUUGGCAAAGCAGAUGGGUGUUAAUAUUGAAGAUGUGCAGGGAACUGGAAUUGGGGGAAGAGUGAUGAAAGAAGAUGUCCUUAAUUAUGCUGCACGUGCAGGAAUUCUGGCGGAAAACCCAGCAACAUUAGCUGAUGCUUCUCCUGAAAAGUAUCCUAAAGCAGACCAGAUAUACUCGGUUUCAUCAACAUAUCAUCGGGAAUAUGAGGACAAGACAAUUCCUCUCAGGGGUUACCAACGGGCUAUGGUCAAGUAUAUGACAUUGGCUGCAAAAAUCCCACAUUUUCAUUAUGUUGAUGAGAUAAAUUGCAAUGCCCUUAUUGAGCUUAAAGCGUCCUUCCAAAAAGAGAAUUCUGAACCAGGCAUCAAAUAUACUUUCCUUCCUGUGUUGAUAAAGUCUCUCUCAAUGGCACUAAGCAAAUAUCCAUUUCUUAAUAGUUGCUUCAAUGAGGAAAUACAAGAGGUGAUACUCAAAGGAUCGCACAAUAUUGGUAUUGCAAUGGCGACUCCACAUGGUUUGGUAGUGCCAAACAUAAAGAAUGUUCAGCAUCUUUCCAUAAUGGAGAUAACAAAAGAGCUGGCUCGAUUGCAACAGUUAGCCCUCGCUAACAAGCUUAGCUCUAGUGAUGUAUCUGGUGGAACUAUCACUUUAAGCAAUAUUGGCGCGAUUGGUGGGAAGUUUGGUUCUCCCCUUAUCAAUGUGCCUGAAGUUGUCAUUAUUGCAAUGGGACGGAUUCAGACAACUCCUGUAUUCGAUGAAGAUGGAAAUGUCUGUCCUGCAUCAAUUAUGACAGUAAAUAUAGGCGCAGAUCAUAGAGUUUUAGAUGGGGCAAUUGUAGCGAAGUUUUGCAAUGAGUGGAAGAGGUUCAUUGAAAAACCCGAGCUCUUGAUGCUACUCAUGAGAUGAUUGCUGCUUCGACCAAACUGAAGCAAGAGAUAUACAAAUUAUCAGGUGCCUGUGUGCAAAAAUUGGACCUAUGUUUCUUUUUCUGAUGUUAUUGUGGGAUUUAGCAAACUCUGUACACAGGAAAGACAUGCCAUUAAUGUUGAGGCUCUUCUUAUUUA
Messenger RNA from Andrographis paniculata, 1855 nucleotides. RefSeq names its product lipoamide acyltransferase component of branched-chain alpha-keto acid dehydrogenase complex, mitochondrial. The record is from RefSeq and is a predicted model, not a curated record. Gene Ontology annotation, cellular component: cytoplasm; mitochondrion. Bases 132 to 1697 code for a protein of 521 amino acids. Lineage: Eukaryota; Viridiplantae; Streptophyta; Magnoliopsida; Lamiales; Acanthaceae. Gene Ontology annotation, molecular function: lipoic acid binding; acetyltransferase activity. The transcript is spliced from 8 exons.